AAUGUGCUAACAUUUCUACUUCAUUUACUGAAUUUACUAAACUCAUGUUUACUGAAUCCAUUGAACCUACCAAACCUACAUUUACUGAAUCCACUGAACCCAUAUUUACUAAAUUCACUGAACCCACAUUUACUAAAUCCACUGAAUCAACCAAACUUAUUGAAUCUAUUGAAUCUACAGAAUCUAAUGGUAUGCUUGUUAAAUUUACUGAACUUACCACCUCUUUUAUAUCAGUUGAAUAUACUGAAUCUAUUGCUUCUGUAGAUUCUACAGAUUUUACUUCUGCACCUAUUGAGUCAAUUGAAUAUGCUGAGGCAUCCAAGUCUACUAAAUUUAAAACAACCAAAUCAAAAGCAAUAUUUAAAAAAACACAAAUAAUUCAGUUAUUAAAAGAACUAAACAUGCCUAUAAUUCAUACCGAAAGUGAUGCAACUAAGGCAAAUCAAAUGGUAAUUAGAAGUUGGUAUGAAUUUGCAGAUGAGUUUGAUAAACAGAUUAAUCAAACAUUAAGGAAUCAAAAAAAAUCUAAACAUAGAAGUUCUAAAAAAUCAGCAACAUCUGAA
Cetraspora pellucida is the source of this 563-nucleotide messenger RNA. NCBI's taxonomy places the organism in Eukaryota, Fungi, Glomeromycota, Glomeromycetes, Diversisporales, Gigasporaceae. The record is from the annotation of a GenBank genome assembly.